AUGGCCUCUGCAUCGCCAUCUCCACAGGGAUCGAUUCGCAUCGGCUCCGGCGGAGGUUCCGUUCUUCCUCGCCGAAUCGCGGUUGGGCGCGAUCUGCGGCAUCCAGCCCUGUUCCUCAUCUACGACGAUAUCCGAACCAACAAGUCGCGUCUCCGGAAGAUGCCGCUGCGCGAUCUCAGCCAGGCCGAUGUCGGUAUCGACAGCAUUAUCUCCAGACUCAAAUCGCGGCACGCCCUCUUCCUGGGACGGGUCAAGGAUACUCAGGCAUUACGCGCCAAUAUGAAGCUUCCUGCUCCCUUGCAGACUCAAAUCCAUCUCUUCAAAUACGAAGAUGACAGCCAGCUCUACAGCACCCCCACCGUCUUUCCGUCACAGAUUCCGAAUGUGCCCUCAGCCUUCGACAAGACAUCGAUUGGAUCGCUUCCGGGACUGAAGGAGAGAUCCAUGCAGCCCAGCUCAAAGUCGCUGCUUCAGCCGCCGACAGCAUCUGGGGGCCUGAGCCAGCACAAAGAACUAUCGGUUAAAGGCGAUCGCGGUGAAUACUCCGACGACGAUUUCGAGUCUAUCCUCUCGGAUUCGCGAUCCAAGACGCCAGUUUCUGAUCUUGGAGAACCGCCCGAGACCAGGAUAACAGUAGCAACCGAACAUCUUGGCUCGUUCCCACCAGACUCGAAUGACCACAGUGGCUCCGGUGGCACUCCCGCGGAGACUUACAUGAGAUUCGUCGAUGAUCAUCUGGAUUUGAACAAACUUGAUAAUGACACUCUCUCACAGUACAAGGCUACCAUGGAUGUCGACUUCAACAAAAACGCCAUCCGUCCAGGCGACCCUGGCUUCAAGUACGAAGUGGAUUUCGGCACGCCAGAGGAAGAUAACGACUGGGAUUCGGACCAAGCUGACAGCGAGAUAGAUGGUGAUACACAAAAGUCACCACAGGAUAUUGCCAAACCUGCCAGUCCGGUUAUAACAGGACUCGAGACAAACUCCCCAAAACUCCAAUCACUCCAGCAUGACGAUGGCUCUCACACAGCUCUGACCGGCAUCGUGACCGCACAAUUGCCGUCCAAAGUUGAAAAGUCUGGCGAUCACCCAGCGUUCGCUCCGAUAGUAUCAGAGAAGUUUUCGACUCUGCGAGAUCUACCACCUCUCACCAUGCCGGCGCUUUCUGUGUUGCCGGGAAAGGCCGACAAGCCCGACGACGAGUUCUCGGCAGACCUGGACGCUGUUUUGGGCAUGCUCGACGACGAGGAGCUGGACUCGCAUCCCAUCGGUCGAUCAUCCGACCUCUCUCAUACAACCUCCGAGUCAUCGCACAGAGCACCCGAGCCAUCGCGCCGGAUACCUGAGUCGUCACAGACAGCGUCGCAGGUGCCCGGGUCUUCCGUUGAGCCGCAGCGCACUCUGACUGAUCUUUCCCAUCCCUCGGAAAGAGUGAUUCCCUCGUUCGUGGCAGUACAGCCAGCUCCAAAAGCAAUGACAUCCAUCCAGGCGCAGUCCGUUCAGCAGCCAGUCAAGGAGCAAGCUGGUGAACUGAUCGAGGAGGAUAUCGACGAGGAUUUUGAAAAUGGCCUCGGCGGUGACGAGGACGAGGAUGAGUUCUUCAGCACCAAAGUCGAGUCCAUCAAGACUCAUGUAUCCGAGACAACGCUUGGCUCCGUCCGCCCCGAGCACUUGCACACAAAUGACCCCAGUCCAAACACCACUCUGCAAACCCUGAACAUCAGCGCGUCGCCCGAGCCAGCAAAGACGACUGCCACUCCAGAUUCCAGAGAUGUGGUAUCGCACGCCACACUUGCCAAGGCUCCUUCGAUAUCACCAAAACUCGGUGAAAUCCCGAUGCCCUCGAUGCCCUCGAUGCCUGACGGAGUGUCUCUAAUGUCUGCGCAGGCUGAGCGAACAACCAAUCCACAGACGAAAUCCCACAGUGGAGCAAAGUCUUCGCUUCUUGGUGCACUCCCUUCGCUCAAGCCAAUAUCCCUCGCAUCGGCCCACAAUUCAGAUGCAAAAGUAGACCACGACUCGGUUGUUGGUAUACACGAUGAGAUCGACGAGUUGAUCUCGGAUUCCAUCUCCGACAUGCGGUACCAUGAUGGCAGUGACGACGACCCUCCCGAGGGUCGGAGCCAAGCCAAAACUGGGGCCGAGAUAGAUACGUUCGUCAAUGCUGCGGCAUUGAAAGAUUCCGGCGCCCUGAAUGUUCGAGAAGAAAGAAGUGGGGCUGAGUCUGAUCCAAUCGAUAAGCACGUCAAGGAUCUUCUGCCUGUUUCUCGGCACGGGCUUCCACAAGCACUCCCUCAGGCACUUCCUCAGGCACUCCCUCACCAGCUUCCUCAGGCACUCCCUCACCAGCUUCCUCAGCUUCGUCCCGGCAGUCUCCUGGAUCCAACCAAGACCACUGGUGCCACUGAAAGCAGCAUAUCCGACAAAUCCCAUGUUCAAUCCACGCUGAGCUCGCUCAUUUACGAUGAUGACGCGAGCGUUGAGGACGACGACUUUGCCGAGGAGGACGUGGAGGAUCUGCCGCUGGAUGAGGGACCCACAUCCACACCGCGCAAGGUAACAUGCACCCCAGAUCUGCUCGUCGCUGGCCGAGGUGCUGUCAAGGCAGCCGACAGUGGCGGUACAGACGGACAACAGCAUCAGGAAGCCAAUUCGAAGACGGCUCCAUCCUUGCCCAAGCCCACCUUCCUCACCGCUGUCGACGAAAUCCACAAGGACAGUAUUCCGAAGAUUGAUUCACAUGAUCCCGCGGCUCAUCGAUCCGUUGCCGCUCCGGAGACUGUCUCUAGCUGGGUUGAACAACCCAAGAAGUCGCCCAAAGCCGAGCCAGAGUCAGACUACUCUGAGAACUUUGGUGCUGGCAAUACUGAUGACGAGAACAACAGCAAUCAAAGCGACGAUCUCGAUUACUCAAACGAUGAAAUAUCGUUUGGCGAGGACGAGGAUGGAUUUUGAAGGUUUCUGGGAAGGAGUUUGAUUCAGACGCCAUACAACACAGAUUUCUCGCUCUAGCGCACGGUUUUGAGCCGCCGCUAGCCCUGUCUUCGAGUACCACAUAGAUCAAAAGCUGCCACAAGAGCCGCCGCAUCAGCUGCGUCAAGAAUUAUAAGCCUCGUGUUUCUCAUACUGUCGCAUUUACAGAUUAGUUGUCGAGUUUCAGGAGCAGAAUCCGUCCUAUGAGUGCCAGCUCCAUCAGGGUCGGAAAUAACCUGGGAGCGGUGGUCAAGAUCCCGAGUCCGGGAAUUGUCAACCGUUUGGGACGACAUGGGAUGAAAACGGGUGUCAGAG
Messenger RNA from Polychytrium aggregatum, 3288 nucleotides. RefSeq lists its product as uncharacterized. The transcript has 8 exons. Gene Ontology annotation, cellular component: spindle pole; ciliary basal body; centrosome. NCBI's taxonomy places the organism in Eukaryota, Fungi, Chytridiomycota, Chytridiomycetes, Polychytriales. Gene Ontology annotation, biological process: trans-Golgi to periciliary membrane compartment transport; microtubule anchoring at centrosome. The coding region runs from base 1 to 2955 and encodes 984 amino acids. The record is from RefSeq and is a predicted model, not a curated record.